CUUAAUGCUGACCUCACAUUCAGAGUGGCUGCUUGCCUAGCAGAAGAAAUGCAUGUUAAUCUUGUAUUGACAGUGGUGUGUAUUACCAGGCUCUCUCCUUCUGUGUGUGGGGUUAAUUUAGGCUCCUGUGUCCUCCAAGGUGACCCUCAGCCCCCUGCUCUCUUCAAGGAUGGAGACUUUAUUAUUGGAGGGUCUUUCGCUAUUCAUGACUAUAUGAGGACAGAGACGCACACUUAUACUAGACGGCCACAACCACUAGAGUGCAUUGGGAGCAUGAACUUCAGGGAGAUGCGCUUUGCUCGUGUCUUACAGUUCGCCAUCCAAGAGAUCAACAACAGCUCUGAUCUCUUACCGGGCAUCACAUUAGGGUACCAUAUAUAUGACACUUGUGCCUCUGUGCCAAUGGUAAUGAAAGUAGCAUUUCAACUUGCCAACGGGCUAGAUCUGGUAUUUAACGACACUGAUUCCUGUGCAAAAUCUGCUGCAGUUCUCGCACUAGUUGGAGAAUCUGGUUCCACUGCAGCUAUAAGCACUUCAAGACUUUUCAGUUCUUUUGGAAUUCCACAGGUGAGUCAUUACGCAACAUGUGCGUGUCUCAGUGACAAGCGGCAGUAUCCUACUUUCUUCAGGACCAUACCCAGUGAUCACCAUCAAGUGGCCGCACUGGCACAGAUGGUCAAGCACUUUGGAUGGACGUGGAUCGGGACUGUGUGCAGUGAUUCAGACUAUGGGAACAAUGGCAUGGCAUCAUUCCUGAAGGCUGCGGAGGAGGAGGGAAUCUGUGUGGAGUAUUCUGAGGCCUAUUACAGGACCCAGCCGCGCAGUAAACUAAAGAGAGUUGCAGAUGUCAUUCGUAGGUCAACAGCUCGUGUAAUAGUUGCCUUCAUGUCCAUUAGUGAUAUGAGAUUUCUCCUAGAAGAGCUGAGUCAGCAGCCUCCCCCUCCGAUGCAGUGGAUUGGCAGUGAGGCUUGGGUUACAGACCCACAAAUGCUGCAGUUUAAUUUGUGUAUUGGUGCCAUGGGCUUUGCAAUCCCACGGUCUGUUAUCCCGGGUUUUCGUAACUUUCUAUUUGACCUCUCUCCAGAGCAGGUGCUGAAAUUUCCCCUGCUGACAGAAUUCUGGGAAAGCUCAUUUAGCUGUAGUCUAAAACAGCAGACAGGUUCUUCUACUGCUAUGCCUGCAUGUAAUGGCACAGAGGAUCUGCGCGCAUUACAGAACCCGUACACAGACACGUCCCAGUUGCGGAUCACUAACAUGGUGUACAAAGCCACAUAUGCUAUAGCUCAUGCCCUCCAUGGCAUUGUCUGUAACGAAAAAGGAUGUGGCAAAAACCUCAAAAUUGAUCCCCGUAAGGUUUUUGAUCAGCUCAAACAAGUGAACUUCACCAAAAAUAAUUAUUCUGUUUCAUUUGAUUCAAAUGGAGACCCCGUGGCCACCUAUGAACUUGUGAAUUGGCAGUUUCAGGGAGAUGGUUCAGUUCAUUGUGUGACAGUGGGUCAAUAUGAUGCAUCUCAGCCUAAAGGCCAAGAAUUCAGUCUAAGCAGAACUAUCAUUUGGUAUGAUGGUAGUGAAAAGGUGCCUGUGUCUGUGUGCAGUGAGAGUUGUCCUCCAGGUACUAGGAAGGCUGUGAAAAAGGGAAGGCCUGUCUGCUGCUAUGACUGCAUUAACUGUGCAGAAGGAGAGAUCAGCAAUGAGACAGAUUCUUUAGAUUGUUACAAAUGCCUACCUGAGUACUGGCCUAAUAAUAAGAAAAACAAGUGUCUUCCUAAACCAGUGGAGUUUCUAUCCUGGAAUGAAAUCCUUGGAAUUAUACUGGCUGCUUCAUCUAUUGCAGGCUCUUUAGUGGCUUUGAGCAUUACUUUGGUGUUAUACAAAAACAGAGCUUCUCCAAUAGUAAGAGCCAACAACUCGGAACUGAGUUUCCUGCUGCUCUUCUCAUUGACUCUGUGUUUCCUCUGUUCACUUACUUUCAUUGGUCGUCCCACUGAGUGGUCCUGUAUGUUGCGUCACACAGCAUUCGGGAUAACUUUUGUCCUCUGUAUCUCCUGUGUUCUGGGGAAAACAAUAGUGGUGUUAAUGGCCUUUAAAGCUACACUUCCAGGAAGUAAUGUUAUGAAAUGGUUUGGGCCUCAUCAACAGAGACUUUGUGUUUUUAGUCUCACUAUUGUACAGGUUCUUAUAUGUAUGCUUUGGUUAACAAUAUCCCCACCCUUUCCCUACAAUAACAUGCAACACUACAAAGAAAAGAUCAUUCUAGAAUGCAGUUUAGGAUCAGCUAUUGGUUUCUGGGCUGUACUAGGUUAUAUUGGCCUUCUAGCUUUCUUUUGCUUUAUCUUAGCUUUUCUGGCCCGGAAACUGCCUGAUAAAUUCAAUGAAGCUAAAUUCAUCUCAUUCAGUAUGCUCAUAUUCUGUGCUGUUUGGAUCACAUUUGUUCCAGCUUAUGUCAGCUCUCCAGGGAAAUUUACUGUAGCUGUGGAGAUAUUUGCCAUUUUAGCUUCAAGCUUUGGUCUGAUUCUUUGUAUUUUUGCUCCUAAGUGUUUCAUUAUUGUAUUUAGGCCAGAUCAGAAUACCAAAAAACACUUAAUGGGUAAAGUAUCAACAAAAGUCCACUAAGACACACAACUCUUUUAGAUAUCAGUCAUUGUUAGAUAUCACACAUGCUCUUUUUCUUCUUUUGAACAGAGGGGAAUUACAUACUUUAUUACUAGUUUUACUAUUAGUUGCAAUUGAUUAAAUUAGUUUUACUUUAGUUAUAUCAUACUUUUAUCCAUGGGUUUCAAAGACAUCACUUCCGCUAUGCCCGCUACCAUAUUUGUGUCCGAGAUGGCAACUAACACAGCAGCGCUUCAUUGUAUAGAUGGUCAUCUUUAGCUUCAGCGCGAGUGCUCAAACAGCAACACAAAACAUUAUCUACUAUUGUGGCUGUCAUAUUAAUAACAUUUUAAUUGUCUACACUAUUGUAUUAAAAUAUUGUGAAUUCUAGUUGCUGUGUUUCGGCGUGUUGUUACAGGAGGAACGCAUCCACAACACGAGCUAUUCUGACUACGUUACUAGUUCAAGUUCAUGCGCGCAUGAUUUUGUGCAAAUAUAAGUUGUAAUUUUAUGUUUAUCUUGUAUAAAUAUAUAUGAAUUACCAUAUAUAGGAUGUGUUCCGUUGAGUUAAUUUAACCUAAGUGCUUCAGUUUACGGGUGUUCAAUCAGUGCCGUUAGCUCAAUCAGUAAUGUUAAUAUCAAAAUGAUAUGAUUUGAGGAAAAAAUCUGUUAUUGUUCGUGAUCAUUAUUAUUAACCAAACCAUGUGUUUAUGAAAAUAAUACGAGACCAAUAUAAGUGCUAGUUAUUAAAAAUGAUGCAUUCAUUUUUUUGAAAACAUUAAAGUUUUAAUAUUACAGUAGUAAACAUAUUGCUGUUUUGAGCUGCGCACGCUGAAGCUGAAGAGAAUCAAAACCCAUAAACUGAAGGUUAAUUAAUUCAACUGAACACAUCCUAGGCUAUAUAAGAUAAUUCAGAAAUUUAUACAAAAUAAAAAUAUUACAACUAGUAUUUGCACAAAAUCACGCACAGAUGAACUUGAAGUAAUGUAGUCAAUAACUCCGAAACACAGCAAAUAAGCCCAAAGAAUUCACAACGUUAUAUUACAAGUGUAUACGAUUAAAAUAUCAUGUAUAAGAAGACAGUCAUAUUAAUGUUUUGCCUUACUUUUUGAGCCCUGUGAUGAUCAUCAGCUUUGCGGGUUAUUUACCUCAACGAAACACAUCCUUUAUGAGAUUAAUCAGAUAUUUAUACUUAAAUUUAAAAAUUACGCUAAUGCACAAGUGAAGUUUGAACAAGUUGUGUAAUUAAUGUUUAACUCCAGUAGACGCGAUCUUUCCACAACAACACGUUGAAACAACAACAUAGAGGAUUCACAACGCUUUAUUACAAUAGUGUUCUCGUUAUAAUGUUAUGUAAAUGACAGUCCCACCAGUUAUUAAUGUUGUGCAUUGCUGUUUGGCUGCCAGUGGUGUGGUCCCUUUUGAUUGAAGCCAACAAUUCCGCCGAUCUAACUCCUUCGGAAUCGAAUAAAAUUGUAGUUCGGGGUUUCUCUGACGACUGUUAAAACAGAUAAUAAUAACACAACAUAUACCAGAUAUAUUGUAAACUUGUUGUGAACCUUCUGAGAGCAUUUUGUUGGCCUUCUUCUGCACUUGUAGCUGCUGUCACCAUAGACUUAAACAGGGCGCGCAGCUGUGACCGGACACAAAUAUGGCGGCGAUAACAUACAGUGACGUCACAUGAAACCCAUGGAUAGAAGAUAGGAAACCUGAAGUGAACAUCACUCAUAGGUGAAGAAUUUAUUGAGCUUGAACUCAAGCAGCUGUCUCUUUCACAGUCAAAAAAAAAAAAAAAAGUGCUACACACUUAAAAUGUCAGUAAUGGUGUUCAGUUCGAACUGGAAUCAGACAAUGAUGCCUACAGAGCCAGAGAAUAUAUGCUGCAUGGAGACAGAACAGGUAUAGUUUAGUUUAUUAGUACAAGUGUGUUAUAGUGGACCCCAUCUGAAUGAUAGCCAAAACUUUACUGAUAAGUUUUAUGAACUUUAUUAUACAGUGCCCUCCACAAAUAUUGGCACCCUUAGUAAAUAUGAGCAAAGGCAGCUGUGAAAAUAAAUCUGCAUUGUUCAUCCUUUUGA
Molecule: messenger RNA, 4670 nt
Organism: Megalobrama amblycephala (Wuchang bream)
Lineage: Eukaryota; Metazoa; Chordata; Actinopteri; Cypriniformes; Xenocyprididae
Product: extracellular calcium-sensing receptor-like
Exons: 6
Coding region: 49-2613 (854 amino acids)
Biological process (GO): G protein-coupled receptor signaling pathway
Cellular component (GO): membrane
Molecular function (GO): G protein-coupled receptor activity
Source: RefSeq, a predicted model, not a curated record